CUUAAACCCAUUUAGUUUUGCAGAGAAAGGCAUGGCGGAAGAAGUACAGGUUUUUGGUUACCGGUCAGGCUCCUUUAGCCGGAGAAUCGAGUUGGCUCUCAAACUCAAAGGCGUGGAUUAUGAACACAUUGAAGAAGAUUUGUUGAACAACAACAAGAGCGAUUUGCUUCUUAAAUACAACCCAAUCUACAAGAAGGUGCCUGUUCUUGUCCACAAUGGCAAACCCAUUUCAGAGUCCGUGGUCAUUCUUGAAUACAUCGAAGAGACCUGGAAACACAAUCCCAUCUUCCCCGAACAUCCCUAUGAUCGAGCUCAAGCUAGGUUUUGGGCCAAGUACAUCGAUGACCUGGUGGUGCCCGCAAUGCAGAAAGCUUCUCUAAGCAAAGAAGAGGAGAGAGAGAAGGCUAUAGAAGAAUUGCAUAACAAGUUUGAACCACUUGAAAAUGAGCUUAAAAACAAGAAGUUCUUCGGAGGAGACGAAAUGGGGGUUGUGGAUAUUGUAGGGUUCGUGUUUGCUGGGUGGAUUCCUGCCAUUGAAGAAGCGGUAGGAUUUAAGCUCUUGAACCACAAGUUUCCAAAUCUAAGAAAAUGGAUCGAAGAGUACGCGAACCACACUGUGGCUAAGCAGAUUCUACCUGAAAAGGAUGCGCUUGUUAUCUUUAUAAAAAAUGUUUCGCUUAAGCGAAAAUAUUAAAAUCAAAUGCCAUAACGUUUGGAUUUACCAACGGCUAAAUGUAACUUUGUCGAGUGUGUUUUUUUAAAUAAAGUAUUUUAUUAUAUUUAAAUAAAAAAAUAAAAGUUCUUAUGAAUA
Cucurbita maxima (winter squash) is the source of this 811-nucleotide messenger RNA. RefSeq names its product probable glutathione S-transferase. Gene Ontology annotation, molecular function: glutathione transferase activity. The transcript is spliced from 2 exons. The record is from RefSeq and is a predicted model, not a curated record. Gene Ontology annotation, cellular component: cytoplasm. The coding region runs from base 32 to 694 and encodes 220 amino acids. Gene Ontology annotation, biological process: glutathione metabolic process. Lineage: Eukaryota; Viridiplantae; Streptophyta; Magnoliopsida; Cucurbitales; Cucurbitaceae.